AUGGUCGCCCCUACUCCCCAACUCAUCGAAGGUGUCGAAAUCAGAGCCCCCAUCCCUGAUAACGCCCGCCACAUCCUUACCAAGGACGCAAUUGCCUUCUUGGCCACCCUCCACAGAACCUUCAAUGCCCGCCGCAAGGAACUCCUCGCCAAGCGUGUUGUCCGCCAAAAGGAAAUCGAUGCUGGCAAGCUCCCUGAUUUCCUCCCUGAAACUAAGUACAUCCGUGAAGACCCCAACUGGAGAGCCGCUAAGCCCGCUCCAGGUCUUGAGGACCGUCGUGUUGAAAUCACCGGCCCUACCGACAGAAAGAUGGUCAUCAAUGCCCUCAAUGCUGACGUUUACACCUACAUGUCCGACUUUGAAGACUCUUCCGCUCCUACCUGGGACUCUAUGAUCCAGGGUCAGGUCAACCUCUACGACGCUGUCCGCAGAAACAUCUCCCUUAAGAUUGGCAGCAAGUCCUACGAGCUCAGCAACAAAAAGAAGCUCCCCACCCUUAUUGUCCGCCCCAGAGGCUGGCACCUUGAGGAGGCCCACUUCCUCGUUGAUGGUGAGGUCAUCUCUGGUGGUAUCUUUGACUUUGGUCUUUACUUUUACCACAAUGCCGUUGAGUCCACUGCCCGUGGCUUUGGCCCCUACUUUUACCUCCCCAAGAUGGAGUCUCACCUUGAGGCCCGUCUUUGGAACGACAUUUUCAACUUCUCCCAGGACUGGAUUAGCAUCCCCCGUGGUACCAUCAGAGGUACUGUUCUCAUUGAGACCAUUCUUGCCGUCUUUGAGAUGGACGAGAUCAUUUACGAGCUCAGAGACCACUCCUCCGGUCUUAACUGCGGCAGAUGGGAUUACAUCUUCUCCUUCAUUAAGAAGUUCCGCGCUCACCCUGACUUUGUCCUUCCUGACCGUGCUGACGUCACCAUGACUGUCCCCUUCAUGAGCUCCUACGUUAAGCUCCUCAUCAAGACUUGCCACAAGCGUGGUGUCCAUGCCAUGGGUGGUAUGGCUGCCCAGAUCCCCGUCAAGAAUGACGAGGCUGCCAACAAGGUCGCCAUGGAGGGCGUCUACAAGGACAAGCUUAGAGAGGCCCUUGCCGGCCACGACGGUACCUGGAUUGCCCACCCUCAACUCGCCCACAUUGCCCUUGAGGUCUUCAACAAGCACAUGCCCGGCCCCAACCAAAUGUACCGUCUCCGUGAGGACGUUGAGGUUACUGCCCGUGAUCUCAUCAACCCUUACAUUCCUGGCGGCAAGGUCACCGACGCUGGUAUCCGUAAGAACCUUUACAUUGGUCUUAACUACAUGGAGGCUUGGCUCCGUGGUGUUGGUGUUGUCCCCAUCAACUGGCUCAUGGAGGACGCUGCCACUGCUGAAGUUUCCCGUUCCCAGCUUAACCAGUGGGUUAAGCACGGUGUCAUCACUGCUGAGGGCACCAAGGUCACCCCUGACUACGUUGUCAGACUUCUUGAUGAGGAGACUAAGAAGAUUCUUGCUACUGCUCCCAAGGGCAACAAGUUUGUUGAGGCUGCCAACUACCUCAAGCCUGAGAUUACCAAUGAGUCGUACAGCGACUUUUUGACCACUCUUCUUUACGACAAGAUUGCCAAGGUCAGCUCUGUUGCCUCCAAGAUCUAA
This is a messenger RNA of Magnusiomyces paraingens, 1629 nucleotides long. RefSeq lists its product as uncharacterized. Lineage: Eukaryota; Fungi; Ascomycota; Dipodascomycetes; Dipodascales; Dipodascaceae. The transcript has a single exon. Gene Ontology annotation, molecular function: malate synthase activity. Gene Ontology annotation, biological process: glyoxylate cycle. Bases 1 to 1629 code for a protein of 542 amino acids. Gene Ontology annotation, cellular component: cytoplasm; peroxisomal matrix. The record is from RefSeq and is a predicted model, not a curated record.